Molecule: messenger RNA, 342 nt
Organism: Drosophila teissieri
Lineage: Eukaryota; Metazoa; Arthropoda; Insecta; Diptera; Drosophilidae
Exons: 2
Coding region: 68-253 (61 amino acids)
Source: RefSeq, a predicted model, not a curated record
GAGAAAUUCCAAAAGUACAGUCUUUUUUUUGCCUAGCGAUUCGGAUAUAUUUUAAAAUUUUAACAAAAUGCAGGAGGACGCAAAGGAUAUAAUCCCCGAAAAAUUUGAUUUCGAGGAGGAGGUCUCUCGCCUGAUGAUCGAAUAUGACAUGAUACUUAUAGCUGAUUGGGAUGAAUCCAUUUUUGAGGAGAGUGAAUUUGAGGACGAGCACGAGAGCGAGCAAAAUACAUCUUCUAAUGAUAGCAACUUGUAGGUGCGAUAAUAUUUACAUUGUGGAGCUCUGGAUACUGAAUUUUUCACACGUUGUUUGUUAUCAUUGAGUCCCAAUAAAAUUCUGUACCA